CGUAAUUUUAAAAAAAAUACACUGAUUCUAACGUCAGGUCGCCAGACGUUAGAAUCUGCCGUUUUGAACAAAUCAGACGCAGUCAAAGUUUCACUUUUUUGUGAAAUUUCACAUUUCAUUUAAGAAAUGUAUUUUUUUUUGCAUAAAAUAGCUGCAAGUGAAUUAGCAAUUAAAAUGUAAGACCAGACGGUUAUAUCGGCCGUUUUAUACUCAUCAGACGUCAUGAAAAACUGACAUUCAGACUCCUAAGUUUAUUUCUUUAAUGCGGCAACACCGUAAAUCUGGCGCUAUUUAUAAAAAAUUUAAAAUGCAAGAGAAGAAAAUUUGUGACUUGUUGGUUGUCUUAUUCAGACAAACUUUUAAUUCCUAUACAGAGCUUCUAUUACUACCUUGGGAUUCUUAUACGAAAGACUUGGGCGUAUGGCAGGAAGAUCAUAUGAUGAAUCUGUUCAAGUAUUGCUUAGAGGACUUAAAAACAGUGAGUCUCAAACAAGAGCAGAGAGUUUAGUCACUUUAGAAAAGCUGUGUUGUGGAAUGGGUUCAGCAGCAUCCAAUCAGCAUCGUGAUAUCUUUAAGACCUGCAAGUUAUGUCUGUCAGACAGAAACAUGAAUGUUCGGGCUGCAGCAGCCAGGUGCAUGUGGGAAGUCAUGAAACAUUCGUCUAGUAUCCUACAGCUUAACGAAUUUGAAUCCAUAGCUGCACUGAGCUUUCGUGCUCUCGAAGGUUCCAAUCAUGAAGUUCGAUGCGCUGUGGCCCUUUUGUUAGGUCAUGCUGCUGCUGCAGCACUUACACCUCCUAAACCUGGCCCAGCAAGAACUGGUCUGUCGGCAGCAGCGAACCAGUCUACUGCCUCUUCAGCGGCGAAGGUUGCCUAAGUAGAAGAAGUUCUAGGAGUAAUUUCGACCGGAUUUUCUGUGGAGGUGGAGGUUUCCUAAAGGGAACAGGUGAAAUGAUUAAAGAACCAGCUGCCACAAGCCGAGAAGUUCGAGUUGGAGUCACAAUGAGCUACGUCGUCAUGGUCCAACAACUUGGUUUUACAUGGUUGGAGCGCCACUUAAACACCAUGUUGCAGCAUCUACUUGAUUUAGCAGCCCAGCCGCGAGCUGCUCCUACCCACGUUGACGCCGUCUAUUCCCGUCAGUGCAUCACUUUCGUGUUUCGUUCACUGUUGGGCAAAAUGUUGGGCGAGAAGCAGCAAACGGCUGCGUGUAAAGAAUUAGCUCGCAUUAUUAAUCAUCAGAUGAACAGCAUAGAUCCCAAUCCGGAGAAUGCAAAAGACAGUAGCACGCAGGAAACUAUAUUUAGUCAACAUCUUCUUGUUUGUGCGCUGCAAGGGCUUGGCUCACUUGUUCACAGUCUUGCUAGCUCUGCAUCGGCACUUUUGGCCGAUCAGGGAGCUGGCGUAAUUGAUUGUGCUAUCGCUGUCUUGCUUCAUCCGUCGCAAGCUGCUCGUCUUGCAGCAGCUUGGAGUCUGCAGUCUAUGGCCGUUGCUGUUCCAUCUCAUCUUACACUACUGAUCGACAAAUGUGUUGAUGCCCUAGAAAAUCUUCGAAGCACGCCCGAAGCUGUGUCAGGUUACAGCGCCGCUUUGGCAGCAUUGAUAGUUGGUGUUUCAUCUUCUAGCUUGGGCAUCCCACAUAACCGUGGAAAGGUAAUCAAUCUACUACUUUUCAUUGGUAUAACAUCUAUAGUAAUUGUUUUAAAUCCCAAAUAUAAUUUUAUUUAA
Daphnia pulicaria is the source of this 1727-nucleotide messenger RNA. RefSeq names its product HEAT repeat-containing protein 5B-like. Bases 951 to 1727 code for a protein of 258 amino acids. Gene Ontology annotation, biological process: endocytosis; retrograde transport, endosome to Golgi; intracellular protein localization. Gene Ontology annotation, cellular component: Golgi apparatus; endocytic vesicle; membrane. The record is from RefSeq and is a predicted model, not a curated record. Lineage: Eukaryota; Metazoa; Arthropoda; Branchiopoda; Diplostraca; Daphniidae. The transcript has 7 exons.